Messenger RNA from Notolabrus celidotus (New Zealand spotty), 3309 nucleotides. Its product is annotated as E3 ubiquitin-protein ligase RBBP6. The coding region runs from base 174 to 2360 and encodes 728 amino acids. The transcript has 8 exons. The record is from RefSeq and is a predicted model, not a curated record. Lineage: Eukaryota; Metazoa; Chordata; Actinopteri; Labriformes; Labridae.
CCACCCGCCAUCAAACGCGGAAGAAGAAGAAGAAGAAGAAGUAUCACUGCUGUAUUUAUUUUGGUAGCCACAGUUUCUGCAGAAAGUAAAACCGGAAAAUCAAGAGAAAGUGAUCACAUUUUCCACGAAGCGUGCUCCUCUUCAUGUUACGGGAUACCUGCAUGAAGUAGGACAUGUACCGCCCAGGUAAACACCCACACGGGCCGCCGCCGUUCGGACCCCCUCCAUCCCAUGGCCUUCCUUUCACACCCGGCGGGCCCUGUGGGAUUCCCCCUCCCGGACACUUACCCCUCCGUGGACCUUUUUCAACGCCACCACUGGACUUUCUCCACAACAGACCACCUGGACAUUUCAUUCCCCACUGUAGCAGCUUCUCCGUAGACCGUAGUACAGUUCCUUUGGGGGGCAGGCCGAACGUCCCUCCCGCAGAACCACCGCAGUGGAACCUCCCAUCUGUGGAUCAUCAUCCCUCUGACAACAGUGAACGAGCUGGUGAGGAGUUUCUGAGAUGUAUUGCAGCAAACAAGCCGCUCCCAAACUACCUCAAAGGAAACAUGGCAUUCAACCUGGCUGAUGCAUUUAAGUCCGCCAGUGUCUUAAAAGAAGCCGUCAAGUCAGACCCCAAGUUCCAGAAGCGUUUGACCAGGAGCAAGAGCCGUAGUCGAAGCCGAAGCCGUAGUCGAAGCCGCAGUCGUGGCAGGAGCCAGGGGAGAUCUAGAGCCAAGAACCGUGCACGAAGCAAAAGCAGAGCCGGCAGAGGGAGGAGCAAAAGUCGCGUUCGUGCGAAGAGUCGGGGUAGAAGCAAGAGCAGGGCUGGAAGUAAAGGUAGGGCCAGAAGCAAAAGCAGGGCCGGAAGCAAAAGCAGGGCCGGAAGCAAAAGCCGGGCCGGAAGCAAAAGCAGGGCCGGAAGCAAAAGCAGGGCCGGAAGCAAAAGCAGGGCCGGAAGCAAAAGCCGGGCCGGAAGCAAAAGCAGGGCUCGGAGUAGGAGUUCGAGCCAGAGCAAAAGCAAAAAGAGUCAUUUACGGAGCAAGAGCCGGGUCAGGAGGUCCAAAUCACGAAGUAGCAGUGGUGAAAAGAGCCGGGGCAAAGACAGAAAGAGAAAGAGGAGCCCCAGCCACAGCCGUAGCAGCAGCGUCAGCAUCAGCAGUGGCCAUAAUCUGGCUGGAAGCAGUCUCCUGGAGGGGCUGAAGCUCGUCAUGAACAGCAAAGAAAUGGAGGACCGGUUGCCCUCCCUCAAAGAUGCCAUUCUCACUAUUAAGGGAUCAGAUGGAAGCCCCAAACGUGAGCCAGAUGACAGUCAAGAACAUCUAACAUCCAUGGACAAUGACAGUAUGCUCCUGCCCCAUGACAGAGUUGGCGGAGACUUCUCUUGGCUCCAGAUGCAAAGUCAAGAGGACCCUGAGGUCCAGAAGGCUGAGGAGCUUGAAGAUGAAGAGUCGUUCUUGUAUGGGAAUGAAGACAUUGGAGCAAAACAAGCCAAUGCCUCCUCCUCACUUUUUGCAGCAUUUUCUCAGAUUGGCAAACAUGAGAAACGAGAGAGAGAUGAGAGUCGAGCUGUUGGCAGUCAGCAGCACAAUCAGUCCUUAUUCAGCAGCUUUGGGGACAUGCUGAAUCUAAAGCAGCCCCUUCAGCUAUCUUCUUUAAACCUAGCCACAGCCAACCUGGACAGCAGUGAGUGUGAGAAGGUCAAAAACAUACUGAAAAGUCUGGGCUCGACAAAUAUCAGUGAUGUCAUGGGGAAGAAAGAGGAGAAGCAGCAGGCUCCCACGCUCUCAGCUUCAGACUCGGCAGCAGUGAGUUUAGCGUUGCCGGCACUGGGCAACCCGAAUGUUCGGCAAGCUCUGGAGUCUCUGCAGUCGCUGAUCAAAGCAACAAAAGAGAAACGUGAAAAGACUGAUGGCAGCGGCAGAUCUCCGACAUCCUCUGAUAAACACAAGUUGGGAGAAAGUGACGACAGGAAGAUCGAUAAAAAAACCAGAAUGAAUAAGAUGGAAACAUUGAUGAAAGAACUCGAGGCAUUGUUGAAACAAGACGGAUUGAGUUUUCUGACUCCAGUGAUCGGGUUUUAUUGCCAGAAGUGUGAGGAGUUCAUUGGAGAUUUGAACAGUGCUGAGAAUCAUGCAGCCACUCACCGUCAGAGUAACUCCAGCAGUCAGAAAGACCAAGUGGACAAGCAUGCAGGAAACGGCACGGACCGACACUCUCGCUAUCCAAAGAGCAGCAGCAGCAGUAACCAACACCAGCACUCCUCAGACAGGAGAGAUCACAAAGAGCACGGCUACCGCAGAGACACAGGAGACCACAGGAAUCAAAAGACCACCGGGGAGGACAGGACAACAUGUCCUUCAAAGAGGAGAUGAGGAAAGAGAGGUUGCUCAUAACGGUGUCCCGUGAUCUGACGCCUCCUUCAAAUGCCAGGGGGAAGGAGGAGGCGGACAAGGAGAAAGGAGGCAAAGGCAAGGCAGACAAAACAGACAGCAAGGGAGAGUCAUCCAGGAAAGACAGAGAAAAGGAGAAAGAGGUAAAACAUGAGAGCAGUGACAGCAGUGACUCAGAGAAAGACAAAAGAGGAAAACAAAAUCACCUAAAAAGAAGAAGAAGAAGGAGGAAAAAGAAGAAGAAGGACAAGGGGAAGAAGUCCUAGUGGAUCUGUUCUGCUCGGCACAUUCUGAGUUUCAUCCUUUGAACCACUGUAGUAGUUUCCUCCUCUGCCUUUUAAUUUUGUUUUUCUCUGAUCAGAAGAGUGAGGGAUGUUUAAAGGAGGUGUUUAAAGGAACAGUACGUGUGAGGAGAUGUUUGUUGCGGACAUCAAAGAAUCAGUUUUGUUCUAGUGUAUCAAGUUCAGAGAUCUGACUGAACUGUGAACCGGGGGCAGAUUUUAAUUCUGCUCCCAUGUUUGUGCCACAGACUGAUUUCUACCAGACACACAGAAACAAUCUGAUUUGAUGAUUUGAUGUCGCAAGUGAAUUUCAAAAACAAGUCGACUUUUCUCCACAAAUGUUUUCCUUUCUCAUUUUUCAUGACAAUAAUCUGUACAUAUGACGCCCUCACUUCCCGGUUUUAUGUCUUUAUUACAUGUUUGAUAGAUAAUGCAGCAAGUUAUUAGUCUGUACAUCUAUCUUUCCCUCCUUCAUUGAUAUUAUGUGCAUAUUUUUCAUGGAUCCGCAGCAUGGGGUGGCAGACAGGAUGUGUGCUGAUUCUGAUUUCUUCUUCCUCAUUUUCAUUUUUAUAUCUUAGCAGCCGAGUCGUCCCCCUGUAGAAGAUGUGUGUUUUGGGAUAAAAAGUGUAAUAAAGUGUAAAUAAAAAUAA